UUCAUCAAGUUACUGAGUUUUUAUUUCUUCUUUUCUAAAACACUAUCAGAAAAACCGUUUGAUAAUUCUACAUUUUCUAAACAAAUGAAUCCCCACUGGGUAUUUUUGAUUCUGGUAUCAUGUAUAUUUUCUGGCUCGGAGUCUGCUAAUCUUGGAAAUGUAACCGAUAAGUUAGCGUUACUAGACUUCAAGAAUCGGAUAACACAAGAUCCUCUGCGAAUCAUGAGUUCUUGGAAUGAAUCAGUUCAUUUCUGCAAAUGGGUUGGUGUUUCUUGCUCUAUAUCUAAUAAUAAUAGAGUAACAAUCUUGAAUCUUGAAUCUCAAAGAUUGGCUGGCUCUAUACCACCUUCUAUAGGUAACCUCACUUUUCUUACAAAAAUCAACCUUAAGAACAACACCUUUUCUGGCCAACUUCCACAAGAAUUGGGCCGUUUAUUACGGUUGGAGAAUUUAAACUUGACAUAUAACUCAUUUAGUGGGAAAAUUCCGACGAAUCUCAGUUACUGUAAGGAACUGACAGUAAUUGAAGCAUCUGGCAACAGACUAGUUGGGGAAAUUCCUGAACAGCUUAGUUCAUUGUCUAAGUUGGUUGUGUUUGGUUUUGGAAGCAACAAUCUUACAGGAAGUAUCCCAGCUUGGAUCGGCAAUUUCUCGAAUCUGUUUGGCGUUUCAUUCGCGUUGAAUAACUUUGUCGGAAACAUACCUGAAGAAUUUGGCAAGCUCAAGAAAUUGGGGUUUUUCCAAAUUUAUGGGAACUAUAUUUCUGGUAUAAUUCCUCCUUCAAUCUAUAAUCUCUCUGCCAUGUACUAUUUUUCUGUCGCUCAAAACCGGCUUCACGGGCAGUUACCCUCUGACGUUGGCCUGAGGUUUCCUAGCCUGAGAAUAUUUGCAGGUGGUGUUAACAAUUUUACAGGGUCUAUUCCUGAAUCUUUGUGGAAUGCUUCUCAGCUUCAGGUUCUUGAUUUUGCUCAAAAUAGUCUUACGGGAACAGUUCCGAAAGGGAUUGGUAGAUUAAAAAGCUUAGUUAGAUUCAAUUUUGAUGAGAAUUACUUGGGAUAUAGAAAAAUUGAUGACUUGAACUUUUUUGCAUCUUUAACUAAUUGUACUAAUUUACAAGUUCUGGGUUUGUCACAAAAUCAAUUUGGAGGCGAAUUGCCCGACUUCAUCGGUAACCUUUCGAUUCAGUUACAGAUUUUAACUAUCGGACAGAAUUGGCUUCACGGAAGCAUUCCUACUGCAAUUCAGAAUCUGGUUAGCUUAUCCCUGUUAGGAUUAGAAGGUAACCGCCUUAGCGGAAAUGUUCCUGCUGUCAUCGGAAAGCUGCAGAAUCUCGAGGGUAUGCAUUUGAACUAUAACAGAUUCUCUGGCUUAAUUCCGCCCUCUAUAGGAAACUUGACAAGAUUGACUAGACUUUUUAUGGAAGGAAAUAGAUUUGAAGGAACUAUACCUUCAAAUCUCGGAGAUUUGCAUAAUCUUCAAAACCUGAACCUCUCGAGUAAUUUUCUCAACGGAAGCAUACCCAAAGAGCUCACUGCCCUUACUUCCUUGUCGAUUUCUUUGGUCCUGUCUCAUAAUUCCUUGACGGGUUCUAUACCAUUUGAAGUAGGAAAACUAAAGAACAUUAUGGAGUUAGAUUUUUCGGAUAAUAAACUAUCCGGUGAAAUUCCGAGCUCUCUUGGAAGUUGUAUCAGUUUGCAACUCCUUAAGUUAGAAGGUAAUGAACUUGGGGGAUCAAUUCCUGAAUCUUUGAAAGACUUAAAAGGUAUAAUAGAAUUGGAUCUCUCGCGUAAUAACUUGUCUGGCAAGAUUCCUGAGUUUCUAAGUCAGUUCUCGUCUCUGAGGCACUUGAAUCUCUCGUACAACGAUUUUGAUGGAGAGCUGACAGGAGAAGGUAUAUUCGGUAAUGCUACUGUGAUUUCUGUAGUCGGAAAUGAAAAACUCUGCGGUGGUAUUGCAGAGCUACUUCUGCCGAAAUGCUCAAAGAAAAACGAAGGAAAAUCUCUCAAUCUGAGAGUAAUAAUUCCUGCAGCAAUUUCGGGUGUAAUUCUGAUUCUUGCAUUAGCUUGUGUUUUCAUUUUCUGCAUUUCAAGAAAGUCAAGAAACAAACAAUCUAAACCACCCAAUUCUGAUGAAAUGUACCGCGGUAUAUCAUACUCAGAGCUUGUAAAAUCAACAGAUGGUUUCUCGACGGAGAAUUUGAUUGGUUCAGGGAGUUUUGGUUCUGUAUACAAAGGAACUCUCUCCGGGAACGGAGAAACUGUUGCGAUUAAGGUUUUGAAUCUGGAACAACAAGGAGCUUCAAAGAGCUUUUUAGAUGAAUGCAAUGCAUUAAAAAGCAUACGGCACCGUAAUCUCCUCAAGAUCAUCACCACAUGUGCAAGUGUUGAUCACCAAGGCAAUGAUUUUAAAGCUCUUGUUUUUGAGUUCAUGUCAAAUGGAAAUCUGGACGAGUGGCUUCAUCCUAAAACAGACGAACAUAAUCGGACUAAGACGUUAAGUUUGAUUAAGAGAUUGGAUAUAGCCAUUGAUAUUGCUUCUGCUCUGGAUUAUCUUCAUAACUAUUGUGAAACCGCAAUAGUUCACUGCGAUUUAAAGCCAAGCAACGUACUACUUGAUGAAGACAUGACGGCUCAUGUUGGUGAUUUUGGUUUGGCAAAGUUUCUGCUUGAAUCAUCAAUAACUCCAUUCAAGAAAACCGAAGCAAUGACGAUUAAUUUGAAGGGUUCGAUUGGCUAUGUUCCUCCAGAGUACGGAAUGGGCGGUCAAGUUUCUAUUCUUGGAGAUGUUUACAGUUAUGGGAUUCUGUUGCUGGAGAUGUUUACAGGGAAAAGGCCCACUGAUGACAUGUUCAAAGAUGAUCAAAGCAUUCACAACUUUGUUGCAGUUAUGGCUGUGCCUGAACUUGUUUUGGAUGUUAUUGAUCCAACAAUGCUAAUCAAAGAAGAAGAAGGUGACGAUGACGAUGAUGAUACAGAAGAAAAAACAAUAAUCAAAUACGAAAAUAUGAAUGAUGAGGUCAAUGCAAGUGAAAUAAAGAAAUGUCUGGCUUCAGUCAUGAGUAUUGGAGUUUCGUGUUCUUCGAAAUCGGCUUCAAAGCGAAUGUCGAUGAGCAUUGUUGUCAACAAAUUGCUGGAAACCAGAGAUUCAUUUCUCAAAUCAAAGAACAAAAAUAAAAGCAGUGUCAAAUAAAGAAAUACCAUGGGUUUUGACAGCGCUGGUCCAUGUUUUGGAUAAUGAGUUUGUAUAUUUUGAUGUGCAAUUAUGUAUAUUUUCAAUUGA
Messenger RNA from Mercurialis annua (annual mercury), 3279 nucleotides. RefSeq names its product putative receptor-like protein kinase At3g47110. Gene Ontology annotation, cellular component: plasma membrane. Gene Ontology annotation, molecular function: protein kinase activity; ATP binding; protein binding. Gene Ontology annotation, biological process: hormone-mediated signaling pathway; protein phosphorylation. Lineage: Eukaryota; Viridiplantae; Streptophyta; Magnoliopsida; Malpighiales; Euphorbiaceae. The coding region runs from base 85 to 3189 and encodes 1034 amino acids. The transcript has 2 exons. The record is from RefSeq and is a predicted model, not a curated record.